AUGACUACCUCAGCUUCAAUUCUUCCAACUUUAUCACCCCAAGCUUCUUUAUUUACAACAUUAGUUAAAAACUCUUUAGGUUCAAAUGCCUCGAUUAUAAUUUCAAUUCUAUAUUCUUAUGGUAAAUCCACGAUUAAUUUCUUAAUUUCAAAAUCCAAAUUAAAUAAAAAAUUAGUUAAAUCUAUAUUAGUCUCAUUGAUUCAAUUAAGUAUUACGACUUACUGGACUGAUGAAUCUUCUAAACAGACAUAUUAUUUUUUGAAUCAAGAAGGUUUAUUGGUUUUAUUGUAUAGCGGUGACAUAAUUACUCAUAUUAAAAACUAUUAUCAGGAUGAUUUACCGGCUGAGAUAAUUCAAAAUAUUUUAAACUAUGGCAAUUUGACGUUGGAUAACUACUUACAAACAAAUAUGAAAAAUAGAGAAAAAUCAAGUUUGAUUGAAUUUUAUUUUAAUAAGUUAAUUUUUGACGGGUUUUUAAUGCCAAUUAAUUCAAAUUAUUUCAAGAAUAAAUUUGAGUUAUAUGAUCAAAUUUAUAAAAAAAAAUUAGUUACGGUUUUCACUAAUAAAUCGACAUUAUCGAUUGCUAAGCAAAAAAUUCAGAUUUUAAAAGAAACAGAUUUUGAAUUUGAGUCGUAUUUUUUAAUUGAUAAUUCGAGUAUUUUUCUUGAAAAUGAUCGAUUUAUGAUGAGAAAUAAUGAUUACAAUAAAAAAAUUCAUAAACGAAUCAAUGGAAAUACUUCUUUUAAGUUUAAUUUAAAAAGAUAUUUAAAGACUGUUCGUUCAACACAUUUGAUUAAAUUAGUUAAUCAGUAUUUGGGAGAAUUGCCAUCAAAGAUAUAUGAAAAGAUAUUAUUUAAAGUUGAAAAGAAUUCACCAAAUUGUUUUAAUUACGAAUUCAAUAAUUAUUUGAAUGAUAUAGAGUUUUUAUCGAAUAAUUCCAAGAUUGAUGUUACUAAUGACGGAUCAAAAUUGAUGGAAAAUUAUUUAAAUUAUGUUCGACAAGAGUAUGAAGAUAAUUCCAAGAAUUAUUUUAAUUUCAAUGAUAUAUUGAAUUUAGUCAAGAGUGAUAAUCUUGAUUUAAGUGAUUCAAUCAAUUUAAAUUUUAAGAAAAAAAAACGGCAAACUUCUAAAAUCGGCAAAAAUGAUGCCAAGGCCUCUUCAAAGAGAAAAAUUAAUACGAAAAAUGACGGAGAAGAUGACGGCUAUAAUGAUUAUGAAGAGGAUGAUGAUGAUGAUGAUUUUGAUGAUGAUUUUGAUGAUAUUGAAGUUGAUGGGAAACAAUCACAAUCUGGAUUAUUAAAUCAACACUUAAAAAUAUUGGCCAAUCAUUCUAUUCCAUUUCUUGUUGAAAAGACAUCGGGAAAAUAUUAUAUUCCGUUUUCCAAGUUGAUUCCGAUAUUAAAAGAGAAGAUAUAUUUAUAUGUUAUAAAGUCGUCAGUUGAUUUGAACUGUUUCAAGAUUCUCAACUGUAUAAUUUGCGAGCGAUUAGUUGAGGACAAAAGGUUAAUGAAUUUGACAUUGAUUGAUGAGAAGACGUUACGAAUUUGUAUUAAUAAACUAUUUAAAUUACAGGCUAUUUGUAUACAAGAGAUUCCAAAGACAGCACAUCGAGAGGCAUCUAGAGAGGUGUUUGCAUAUCGGUUUAAUAAUAAGAAUUGUUAUGAAAUACUUGGGAACAAUUUUAUUUAUGAGAGUUAUUUAAUUUUUCAAAAUUUGGAGAAGAUGAGAGAAAAAAAUUCGAUUUUGUUGAGUAAAGUUAAUAGAGAUGAUGUGAAAGGACAGGAAGAGGAAUUGUUGUUGGCUAAUGAGCUUAAUCAAUUAAAAUGGUUAAAAGAACGAGAGUUAAAUUGCGUUGGAAGAAUCAACAGGGCUAGAAGUUUGUGGGAUGUUUUUUCAAUAAUAUAA
Molecule: messenger RNA, 1905 nt
Organism: Ascoidea rubescens DSM 1968
Lineage: Eukaryota; Fungi; Ascomycota; Saccharomycetes; Ascoideales; Ascoideaceae
Gene: RPC82
Product: DNA-directed RNA polymerase III subunit C82
Exons: 3
Coding region: 1-1905 (634 amino acids)
Biological process (GO): DNA-templated transcription
Cellular component (GO): RNA polymerase III complex
Molecular function (GO): single-stranded DNA binding
Source: RefSeq, a predicted model, not a curated record